Molecule: messenger RNA, 2249 nt
Organism: Sinocyclocheilus anshuiensis
Lineage: Eukaryota; Metazoa; Chordata; Actinopteri; Cypriniformes; Cyprinidae
Product: lysosomal acid phosphatase-like
Exons: 11
Coding region: 71-1318 (415 amino acids)
Biological process (GO): dephosphorylation; lysosome organization
Cellular component (GO): lysosome
Molecular function (GO): acid phosphatase activity
Source: RefSeq, a predicted model, not a curated record
UGCCAGAUCAGCCAGACAACGACCGUUCAAUUAGGUUACUGUACUCUGCCUCAGCUGCUCGUCCACAAGUAUGAAGUCCUGUUUUCUGAUCGUCGUUUUCCUCUUCACUUUCAGACUUUCCAGUGGAGAAAGGAUGCUGAAGUUUGUCACUGUUCUUUAUCGUCAUGGUGACAGAUCUCCAAUCAAGGCCUAUCCAACUGAUCCCUAUAAGGAGAGUGACUGGCCCCAGGGUUUUGGACAGCUCUCUCAGGAGGGAAUGAAGCAGCAUUUCGAACUGGGUCAGUUUUUAAAGAAACGGUACACGGGAUUCCUGAGUGAGGACUAUGACCGACAUGAGAUAUUCAUAAGAAGUACAGAUGUUGACCGCACUCUGAUGAGUGCAGAAGCGAACCUGGCUGGCAUGUUCCCACCUAAUGGUUCUGAGGUGUUUAAUCCAGAUUUGAAAUGGCAACCAAUACCUGUUCACACUGUCCCAGCGGAUGAAGAGAAGCUGCUUUCUUUCCCUCUGGAUGACUGUCCACGUUACACACAGUUAAUGAACGAGACUGAAAAAACAGACAUUUUUCUUAACAUGACUGAAACCUACAAGGCCUUCAUAGAGAUGGUGAAAAAUAAAACAGGACUGGAGAAAACCAACAUUGAGACUAUUUGGAGUGUGUAUGACACAUUGUUCUGUGAGGCAAAACAUGGGAUGCGACCACCAGACUGGGUGACUUCAAGUGUCAUGGAGACGCUAAAGGUGUUAAAGAACUUUGGUGUUCAGAUUUUGUUUGGAGUCUACAAGAGAAAGGAGAAGUGCAGACUUCAGGGAGGCCUGCUGUUAGAUCAGAUAAUUAAGAAUCUCUCAAAUGCAGCAGCACUGGACUCUAAACAGAAAGUGAAGAUGAUGGUAUACUCAGCGCAUGACACAACAAUUGUAGCCCUACAGGAAACUCUGAAUGUCUUUAAUGGCCUGCAGCCACCUUAUGCCUCAUGUCAUCUAUUUGAACUUCACCAGGAAGAGAACGGGACGUUUUCAGUGGAGAUGUUUUAUCGCAAUGACACUAAUGUGUCUGAGCCAUACUCUGUGUCUUUACCGGGCUGUUCCCAGCGCUGCCCCCUUCAGGACUUUGUGAACCUCACACGUGAAGUCAUACCACAAGACAGGAAUAAAGAGUGUCAGAUAAAGAAGGAAGCCACAGACACUGAGGUCAUCAUCGGGCUGGCUGUGUGUGGAUGUCUUCUCUUCCUCCUGAUACUGCUGCUGUUUGUAGUGCUAUGCCGUCUAAAAGAGCCCAUGGCUAGCUACAGUCAUGUCAUAAACGAGAGUGACUCCUGACAAUCAUAUCGGCUCCUCCGCAAAGAGGAACUGUGGGACAGUGAAGAGGAUCUAUGAGGACACAGUGCCAAGUUGUUGAGAAACUCUAAAGACAGAACUCUUUUUGGUCACACAUUUUUUAUAUUGGGUAAGAGUUGGCAAUGUUUUAUUACUUUACUUGUAACCUUAAGUGUUUUUAGAGAAAAAAAUGGAAUCAAGAUUUGGGAUGGCGUCAUGGCAUUAACGUAAAACACAGUGCUUAGUGCACAGAUCCGUAACUGAGCAGCUGUGACUUGUGUGUCUUCGGCUCUGGGAUUUUAUUGUAACAGAAGAUUGUGUACAAAAGUCAACGAGGGAACUAAAACUCUGAGACUGAAGCUCCUCCAGAGGCGCGAGUCCUCUCUGAAAACACAAGGAUUGUUGGCGUCCUGCUGUUUGUGCUCCCAAGCCAUUAAUUCUACUAUAUUUGUGAACACCUGAAGAUUCAGAUGGGGCAAUGAAAGACUACUGAAUACACAUUGAGGCCUUAUAAUGCCCUCACAGAAUUUUACCUUCAUGCUUUUUAUGUGAUUAUCUCCUAAUUUACAGCCACAGAAGAGUUUUGAUUAGUAAAUUUCAGAGUAACAAUAUGUGCAGUUUUAAUCUUGUGCAGUUUCCUUAAUGUUUUGUCAUUCUACAUUGAUCACGUGAAUACAAAUUAAAUUUUAUAUUCAGUUAUGAAGGAUGAUUUCAUGUCUCGAUACAGUAAAAAAUCAGUUCCAGGUGCAUCAAAUUUAAUACAAAAUUGACUGAUAAACAGAUUGUUGUAAUUUUUAAUGUUUUGUUUGUUUUUAAUGAUUGUCUUUUUACUGUUUCAGUGCACAUCUCGGCAUGACUGAAAAUGUUCAUGACAGGAUUAAUUUAAAACAAAUCCUAUAUUGACUAGUUGAUGAAAUCCUGAUGGUUUGAGAUG